Messenger RNA from Archocentrus centrarchus (flier cichlid), 1633 nucleotides. RefSeq names its product KH domain containing, RNA binding, signal transduction associated 3 (gene khdrbs3). Gene Ontology annotation, biological process: regulation of alternative mRNA splicing, via spliceosome. Bases 426 to 1448 code for a protein of 340 amino acids. The transcript has 9 exons. The record is from RefSeq and is a predicted model, not a curated record. Gene Ontology annotation, cellular component: nucleus. Gene Ontology annotation, molecular function: mRNA binding. Lineage: Eukaryota; Metazoa; Chordata; Actinopteri; Cichliformes; Cichlidae.
AGGGAGCUUCAAAGCGCCCCUUCACCCACAGAGGAGAGGACCACUCUGUGAUGCGUAGCUGGGCUCUACCUGCCGAGCAACACUUCUCGGAUGGGAUAAAACCUACCGGUCAAAUUUAAACGCUCAUUGUGUGAGUGUGCGUGUGUGUUUGUGUGUGUGCGCACGCACGCACGUGCGAAAGAGAGAGAGAGGGGAGAGCGAGUGCGUGUGCGUGUGUGUGUGUGUGUGUGUGUAUGUGUGCUCCGCGAGGACUGGGAAAUGCUCUUCUAACGCGAGCGCGGAUGACAGUAUCGCCCGAGUUUUUUUCCCCUCACACAGAUAUUCCUAACUUGGAGCCCCCCGGACGUUGAGCAAGUUUUUUGCUUUUUGUCUUUCCUUGAAUUGCGUUUGUGUAGCUGGAAGUCCGGAAAGCAGCGCAAGAGAAGAUGGGGAGCGAAAAGUACUUGCCGGAGCUCAUGGCAGAGAAGGACACGCUGGAUCCAUCUUUUCAGCACUCCCUGCGGCUACUGGAUCAAGAGAUUGAAAAAAUUCAGAAAGACGAGGGCAAGGAGGAGGAGAAAUUCAUCGACGUCGUCAUCAACAAGAACAUGAAACUGGGCCAGAAAGUUUUAAUACCAGUCAAGCAGUUUCCUAAAUUUAACUUUGUCGGCAAACUCCUCGGGCCACGCGGGAACUCGUUAAAGAGACUACAGGAGGACACUCUCACAAAGAUGUCAAUUCUUGGUAAAGGAUCCAUGAGAGACAAAGAGAAGGAAGAAGAGCUACGGCAGAGCGGCGAGGCCAAGUAUCACCACCUGAACGAAGACCUGCACGUCCUCAUUGAGGUCUUCGCUCCGCCAGCUGAGGCAUACGCCAGGAUGGGUCACGCUCUGGAGGAGAUCAAGAAGUUUCUCAUACCUGAUUACAAUGAUGAGAUCAGACAGGCCCAGCUGCAGGAGCUCACAUACCUGAACGGUGGCUCAGAGGAUGCCAAGGUGCCAUCGGUGAGGGGCAAGUCAGCAGCCCGUGGAAGAGGGACACCUGUUCCGGGGCCUCCCAGGAGUCGCGGAGGAGUUCCUCCACUGCAUGCAGCACUGCCUCGCGGAGCGGCACCCAGAGGAGCCCCACCCAGCCGGGUUCCAUCCUCCAGAGGGCGAGGGGUGCAGAGAGCAAGAGGCGCCCCGCCAGCCGCCGGGUACAGGCCAGUUCCACCCAUAGUCCAGGACUCAUAUGGCGAAUAUGAAUAUGACGACGGCUACGGAACAGCUUAUGACGACCAGGGAUAUGAAUCGUAUGACAACAAUUACAGUAAUCAAGGACAAAACUCAGAUGACUACUAUGAAUACGGACACAGUGGGGAAUCAUAUGACUCAUAUGGUCAGGAAGAGUGGGCAAACAGUCGUGGCAAGGCUCCGUCAGCACGAACAACCAAGGGAGUGUACAGAGAUCAGCCAUACUCAAGAUAUUGAACUGUUUAUACAACCCGCACCUGAGUCCUCAUGGCUGUUUCAACCCCAAGUAAUGGAUUUUUUAUGGACGCUCCCACCUUUUUAGAAUCGAAAACUUAAACCACAAAAUAAUCCAAAUGAAACGAUGAUAGUGAGAUACUGAAUGAGACAAAAACGAGUAUUCAAAAGUGGACCCCCCCCCCAAC